This is a messenger RNA of Sturnus vulgaris (Common starling), 388 nucleotides long. RefSeq names its product small EDRK-rich factor 2 (gene SERF2). Lineage: Eukaryota; Metazoa; Chordata; Aves; Passeriformes; Sturnidae. The record is from RefSeq and is a predicted model, not a curated record.
GGGCGUGGGGGGGGUCAGUGCGGGACGUGGCGGUGGAGUGGAGGUGGGAGGGAGCGGCGCCAUGACCCGCGGGAACCAGCGCGAACUGGCGCGGCAGAAGAACCUGAAGAAGCAGAGCGACUCGGGCAAGGGCAAGCGGCGGGACGACGGGCUCUCGGCUGCCGCCCGCAAGCAGAGGGACUCGGAGAUCAUGCAGCAGAAGCAGAAGAAGGCUGACGAGAAGAAGGAAGGCAACAAGUAGCGGGCGGCCGCGCUGGGCUGCCGCCCCAGGGCCGGUCCCACUGGCAGGAUGCCCCGCGCCGCCCCAGGCCGGGUCCCGCCGGGACCCCCGGCAUCGCCCCGCGCCCUGCGGCGCCGUCCCCUAUUAAAGUAGCUGUGGAGCCCUGCA